Molecule: messenger RNA, 641 nt
Organism: Phlebotomus argentipes
Lineage: Eukaryota; Metazoa; Arthropoda; Insecta; Diptera; Psychodidae
Gene: NHP2
Product: H/ACA ribonucleoprotein complex subunit 2-like protein
Exons: 2
Coding region: 124-597 (157 amino acids)
Biological process (GO): rRNA pseudouridine synthesis; ribosome biogenesis; snRNA pseudouridine synthesis
Cellular component (GO): nucleolus; box H/ACA snoRNP complex
Molecular function (GO): box H/ACA snoRNA binding
Source: RefSeq, a predicted model, not a curated record
CAGCCGACGAACGGUUGGCAGCCUUGCUUUCCGGACCAAAACAGCUGUUGUAUUAUUGUUUGACACCACGUGGUGUUCCGCUUUUCUCUCAAUUUCCCCGACAUUUUCCACUCGACACGCGAGAUGGGCAAGGUGAAGAAGGAGACAGAGGUGCAGGAGAACGCGGAGGAGGUGGUGAUCAAGAAGGAGGACGCGGAGAGUUAUGAGGAGAAGCUGGCUUAUGUGACGCCAAUUGCCAAGCCCAUGGCGUCGAAGAAGCUGGCCAAGAAGUGCUUCAAACUCAUCAAGAAGGCCACCAAACAGAAGACUUACCUGCGAAAUGGACUGAAGGAUGUGCAGAAGCGCAUCCGGAAGGGUGAAACUGGUCUGGUUGUCUUUGCCGGGGAUGUGCGUCCUGUGGACAUGAUUUGUCACUUGCCGGCUGUGUGCGAGGAGAAGAGCAUCCCGUACGUUUAUGUGCCCAGCCGGGCGGAUUUGGGACAGGCGUUGGGUGUCAAGAGAGCCUCCGUGACGGUGCUGGUCAGGGAACAUCCGGAGUAUAAGGAGCUCUUCGAUGAGUGCUCAACAGAGGUGACACAUCUUCCUGUGCCGUCGUAAGACGCAUUGGGCUUUAUAAAUAAAAGAAUUCUUUGAGAAAAUAA